Molecule: messenger RNA, 2593 nt
Organism: Pseudovirgaria hyperparasitica
Lineage: Eukaryota; Fungi; Ascomycota; Dothideomycetes; Acrospermales; Acrospermaceae
Product: DEAD-domain-containing protein
Exons: 3
Coding region: 138-2207 (689 amino acids)
Cellular component (GO): nucleus
Molecular function (GO): RNA binding; ATP binding; RNA helicase activity
Source: RefSeq, a predicted model, not a curated record
CUACACAUUCCUUCAUCGGAUCUGUAGGGCCACUGUUGUUACGCUUAACAUCACGACUUAAUACUAUAUUCAGCUCACCGCGAACCUACACAAGGCUACCUCCUGAAAUCGUUCCGCGACUUCCUAGACUUGUCACGAUGUCUGAUCCAUCACAACUCAAUAUGGGCGGGCUCAGUCUCAAUGAGUCUCAGCAUGCCCCCGGUCAAAACGGUGGAAUCCAUGAACGGUCUGCCUAUAUACCUCCUCACCUUCGGGGUCGAUCCAACGGACCUCGACCAAACUCGAUCAACUCAGGACCAGCACCUGGCCCACCACCGAUGAUGAACGGUGGUGACAACGGCAUGAACGGUAGUGCGUGGGCAAAUAACCAACAAGGCGGACGUUUCGGUGGACCUGCUCCUGGUGGCAACUGGGCUAACGCUCCUAACUUCACUCCUCGCGAGAAUGGCCAUCAAGGCGGUGGAUACGGUAAUAAAGCUGCCUUCGACCCAAAUGCAUACGGAAAGCCUAGUGGAGGUCAAGGUGGUGGUGCUCGUGCCCAGGGCUCUGGCGAUGGCCGAUGGCAGGACGGGAAGCACGUUCCGGGCCCCGCAAACCAGCGGGUAGAGCGUGAGCUCUUCGGCGUUCCAAACGACCCAUCUAAGCAGCAGACUGGUAUCAACUUUGAGAAGUACGACGACAUUCCCGUUGAGGCAUCUGGAACUGGUGUACCUGAACCAGUCACUACUUUCACCAACCCACCGCUAGAUGACCACCUUAUUGGUAACAUCGAGCUGGCCGGCUACAAGGUUCCAACUCCUGUUCAGAAAUACUCUAUUCCAAUUGUCAUGGGUGGCCGUGACUUGAUGGCUUGUGCCCAGACAGGUUCCGGAAAGACCGGUGGUUUCCUAUUCCCCAUUCUUUCGCAAGCCUAUCAGCAUGGUCCAAGUGCUCCUCCAGCACAAGGCGGUGGCUACGGUCGUCAGCGCAAGGCGUUCCCCACUUCGCUUAUCCUAGCUCCAACUCGUGAGCUCGUUUCUCAGAUCUUUGAUGAGGCGAGGAAGUUUGCUUAUCGUUCAUGGGUCCGACCAUGUGUGGUCUACGGCGGUGCCGACAUUGGGUCUCAGCUUCGCCAGAUCGAGCGUGGCUGUGAUCUUCUCGUCGCUACUCCUGGACGUCUAGUCGACUUGAUUGAACGUGGCCGUAUCUCUUUGCAAAACAUCAAAUACCUUGUCCUCGAUGAGGCUGAUCGUAUGCUUGAUAUGGGUUUCGAGCCUCAAAUUCGACGCAUUGUGGAAGGAGAAGACAUGCCUCCAACGGCAGGCCGUCAAACUCUCAUGUUCUCGGCCACUUUCCCUCGUGACAUUCAGAUGCUCGCGCGCGAUUUCUUGAAGGACUACAUUUUCUUGUCGGUUGGUCGUGUCGGUUCUACGUCCGAAAAUAUUACCCAGAAGGUCGAGUAUGUCGAAGACAUCGACAAGCGUUCUGUACUUUUGGAUAUUCUCCACACACAUGGGGCUGGGCUUACUCUGAUCUUCGUCGAAACUAAACGCAUGGCCGACUCCCUUUCCGACUUCCUCAUUAAUCAAGGGUUUCCAGCUACCUCCAUCCAUGGCGACCGUACUCAACGCGAACGUGAGAAGGCCUUGGAAAUGUUCCGCACCGGUCGCUUCCCAAUUCUUGUGGCAACAGCUGUUGCUGCCCGUGGUCUCGAUAUUCCAAACGUUAAGCAUGUCGUCAACUACGAUUUACCCACCGAUAUCGACGACUACGUCCAUCGUAUUGGUCGUACCGGCCGUGCUGGAAACACUGGUAUCUCAACUGCGUUCUUCAAUCGCGGAAAUCGUGGUGUUGUUCGUGAUCUUCUCGAGCUUUUGAAGGAAGCCAAUCAAGAAGUUCCUCAGUUCCUCGAGGCUAUUGCUCGUGAGAGCAGUGGUUUUGGUGGUGGUCGAGGAGGUCGCUCAGGCGGCCGUGGUCGCGGCGCUGGUGCUACUCGUGAUGUUCGUCGUUACGGUGGAGGCGGUGGCGGUGGCGGUGCCCAGGGCAGUGGUUUCGGCGGCGGAAACUGGGGCGGCCAACAAGCAGGUGGCUACGGUGGAGGUCCAGGAAAUUUCUCUGGCCCACCUCCUGGCGGCUUUUCUGGCGGCAACAUGGGCGGAGGUGGUGGCUUCGGGGGAGGCUACGGAAAUCCAUCUGGCGGACCUGCCGGAGGAAACAGUUGGUGGUAAUCUACUCGCAUCGCCGGCCUCAACUCGUCACGGCCCCGCGGCUCUUGAUAUGCUCUAUUGCUUAUCGACAUCACCCGACGAGCACACUCGACUAUCGAGUACUUUCCCUGUUUCUUUUCCAACGUUUAGAGUUUGCCUUUGAUUUAUCUCCUUUCGAUACCUCUGGACUCACCAGCAAGCCCGGAACUUCGCGAUCAUACCCAACAGCAUAUAGACAGCGUCGAGAUUCUUUGCCUUACACUGCUGGGGCUCACUUGCAUACUGGAGCUUGAACGCAUACGCGAACGGUCGCAUGCUCCAUCACGCCGAUGGAUACGAUAUUGUCUUAGCGAGCGAGCAAAAGAGGAAGUUUGCUUGCCUGCCUAGACAACCCCGAUACGAUAUGC